Molecule: messenger RNA, 715 nt
Organism: Chara braunii
Lineage: Eukaryota; Viridiplantae; Streptophyta; Charophyceae; Charales; Characeae
Source: the annotation of a GenBank genome assembly
ACCGAUAGCCAGCACUGCGGUGGAGAGCGAUGGCGCACCGGUGGAGAGCGAUGGCGUGGCGAUGGAAUGCGUUACAAUGCAGCGAUAGCGAUAGCGAUAGCGAUGAAACAGCGAUAGCGAUUGCGCAACGAUGGCACACUGGUGGAGAGCGAUGGCGCAGCGAUGGAACAGCGAUAGCGAUGGCGCAGCGAUGGAACAACGAUAGCGAAGGCAGCGAUAGCGAUGACAGCGAUAGCGAUGGCGCACCGAUUGAGAGAUGGCGCAGCGAUGGAACCAACGUUGCGAUGGCAACUAUGGUACCAGCGUUGCGAUGGCGCAAGGAUGGCCAGCGCUGCGAUGGUCAGGCGAGCGCGACGGCUGCGAUGGGGGAUAUAGCUUUGCGUCGCGAUGGCGAUGAGCUAAGCGCAUCAAUGGCGAUGGUGCAUGGCGAGCGUUGGCGAUGGUGAUGAGCUAAGCGCAUCGAUAACGAUGGUGCAUGGCUAAACGCAUUGAUAUCGAACGUCGUUGACAUUUGCAAAAUAUCCGAAUGACAGCGACACCGAAACUUAUAGAUUUCCAGUGUUUUUGACCUCGGCGCACAACGAAUCGCCGCGCCUCGGCGGGAAAUAAACCGUCGCCUGGCCUCGGCGCGCAACGAACCGCCUUGGCGCACAACGAAUCGCCGCACCUUAUAGAUUCUUGCGCUUGACCUCGUGCGUCGGAUCAUGCCGAUCGA